This is a messenger RNA of Amoebophrya sp. A25, 4281 nucleotides long. The record is from the annotation of a GenBank genome assembly. Lineage: Eukaryota; Dinophyceae; Syndiniales; Amoebophryaceae.
UAAAGUUUUUACUCAAUAGAACUCAGAAUUACGUCCACUAGAUGGAGAUACCAUUACCAAGCAUAUUUAAUAUUUAAUCUCCCUACUUAUCACCGGUAAACAGACGACUUUUAGUUCAUACAAGAAUAUAAUUAACCGACGUUGUUCUCUUGAAAAAAAUUAAUAUGGUCGAAAAGAAGAAGGCAGCCCGUAAUAAGGCAGGCGGUGAACAAGCGCAGGUGCUGAACGCAAAUAUGCAAGAAGCCUCAUCGACUUCACCGAAGCAAGAGGGCUCUUCUGGUGCGACCAUGAGUGCUGCUUCCACUACCACGACUACUAGUUCUGCUUCUACUAGUGGUAACUUCUUCACCAACAAGAUCCUUACUCCCGAUUUUUUCCAAAAAACAUGGGAGAAAGAGCCGAAAUUUUGGAAACGAGGAGAGCUAGGAGGAGAAAACUUCUUUCCCGAUUAUUUCACGGUGGACCGGUUCGUGAAAAUGAUUUCGCCAGAUGUUAGAUGUUACAAGAAUGACGACCCGAACGUGCCUAGUAGUGGAGAUCCGGUGCGGGCUUAUCUUAUGACUGUUAACUUGGUUGUGCGUUUUCUUUUUAACCGCGUAGAGCUAGAGAAAAAUGAUCUGGGAGGAAUGUAUAUUGACGCAAAACAUCUGGACAGGCUCACUCUAUACGAUGCGAUGGGGGGACAACUUGUAAAGAGUUCCCACGCCUGGGGCCAAUUAGAUACAAUGGCCGAAGCACGAGCACGCCGGCGAGGCGGAUAGCAUUACAGCGCGGCGCGUGACGUAGUCGCUCAGGCGGGCGGCCAUGCCUUUGGUCGCUUUCGUGCGGUGGUAGGGAGUGAGCACGGCGACGGGAAUUCUGAGAGCGGUCUCCCCCGCAUCUCGGAAGCCCUCGGGGACUUUCCCCGGCACGCUUUCGUGCGGGACAGGAGCGGACUAGUCACCACCGUGCGCAUCACGAGGCGCGGGACGGGUCGCCCCUGGCAGGGUUGCUUUCACUUUAUGACGAAGAUAAAGAGAGCCCGCCACCUGUCUACGAUACCACCACACGAGACGAAGUGACAACCUGGGAGGCCCGCCGCACGUUGUCACCCCUUCGAGAAACAAGGACCGGCGAAGGGUGUGGCCCAUGAGGGGAGGCAACCGGGAAAAGCUUACGAGGGCGUGGAAUUUUUUGGCGAGGAAUUGCACCGCUGGCGAUGAUCUGCAUCGGCGGAAUUUCUUGCGACUCGAGCCCCCACCGGAGGCGCCUCUGCGUCAUGGGCAGGCGCUAAGCAUAGGCCCGACAUGCAGCAGGAGAGCGCGCAGGCAUCCCAGUCCCACUCCCACUGGCUGAAACGUUAUAAGGGGUUCGCCUGCUCCAGUGUGGGAUGGUUUGGGCGGCCUCUGGUCUGUGUUUGCGUACAGCUUUCAGGCUUUCAAAUUUUCGAAGAAUUUACCAGACGAGCGGGGGGGGGCACCGUGCAGCGCAGUGCGCAAGUCUCGGCCGCGUCUGUAAGCUUCUGGAUUGCAAUCUUGUGGCGCAGUGAUGUUUUCCAAGGGCAUGGCGAGCGCCUUGGCGGCUUUCUCUACAGUGAUGGGAGUGCUGAAGGUGCAACAUCUUCGCGGGCAAGUCUGGCCGCUGUCGAUAAUAUACGCCACGGCGCAAGUGAUUGAGGUGGCUGCAAUACUUUGCAGGCCCGCGCCCUGGGGUUGUGGCAAAGCGGCUGCGACCGUAGAGCCGGCGGCGGGCCUCGCUGUGGUUGUUCGUUUUGGAAGUCUCGUCGCUGGUUUGGGGGUUUCGCUCUGCAACAACAACGGUGGCGCUUGAGCUUGUGCUGCGGUUAAGAUCUAAGCGAGAAGCCUCAGCAGGUGGCCCAGCAGCAUGCCAGGCUCAGCCUGGCGCGUUGCUGUUAUUCUUGCUCGCGCGAGCACCCGCCCCCCCGCUUGGUGCUUUUGCAUCGAAAGGCUUAGGGUGUAGGGCGCCGUGGGUUGAAGCAGCCACGUAACGGGGUGUGGGUGGCUACUUUCUUGAUUUGAAAUUAUAUCGCCUAAAGUAUAUCUAUAAUUCAUCUAAUGUUUUAAUCUUCUCGCUACGUUUAUCUCGUCUUGUUUCUACAACUCCUCUUCGCUGGCCGCCCUUUGGGGUGUGGAAGUGAGACGUCUAGUUUCCUUUGUGGCUUGAUGCCCACCUUCCUUCUCAAGCAGUAGGAUCACGUUCAACCAAGGAUAGCCCCGCAGGGAAAACUAAUAGAUACAAAUACUUGGCAUGGUGCUACACAUUCAUAUACACAAAUGCGUAUGUAGAUUUCAGUUCCGGAUACACCUUGUGUGAGAACGAGGUAAAGGCAUCCUAUCCUAUGUAUCCUAAUAUCCUAUCCCAUCGGUAUCCUAUCCUAUCCUAUCCUAUCCUUCAUCGUUUGUAAGUAGAAGUACUACGGGUGUCUCCUCUAAUCGCCUCUCCGGUUGCUCCCUCGUCCACAAUCAAGCUGACCGCUUAGACGCGAAACUGCUUCAAUUUUGCCAGCAACUUGGAUCCAGCUUCUUUGCACACGUUUUUUGCGUGUAUUAUUUGACACCACCAGAAGCACAGGCAGUCCGCGCACACUCGGACGAUCAGGAUGUCUUCGUCUUGCAAGUUUGGGGUAAGAAGACGUGGAGAUUAUGGGCAGCGGAUCCAUUGCUGAUCUACACUGAGGAAAUGCUGGGGAAACAAGAACCAAUACCAAGGGAGAAGUAUAUGACGAGCGAAAGGUACUACAGUGGGGUUCUCCGAUACGACCUUGAAAAUGAAGACGUCGCUUCAUCGAUUUCUUGUCACAGAUUUAUCCUUCCUUCCUGAUACAAAUACACGCAUCCUCCAAUCUACUAAAGUUGUAAGGACUGAGAUCACUACUCUAUUAAUCCACCAACACUGCUGCAUCCGGGAGGAGCCGUUUUUUGUAGGGAAUAAAGUAAAAAAAUCCUUCUACCCUACUACAUCACCGACUAGCCUUCAAAUCCAGGUACCUCCAAACCGUGACGGUAGAAGCCGGCGACGUCUUGUACCUCCCAAGGGGUGUCAUCCACGAAGCCGAGACCGGUGAGGAGUCCUCUCUGCACUUCACAAUCACUGUCCCUAGUUGUGAUUACUGUUGGGCAGCUUUGCUUUCGCACUACCUCGAUCAGAAACGACCUAGUUUAGCAGGAGAGAAGAGUCUUCCACUAGAAGUCGACAACUUCCUCUUAACUGGAGACACAGAAAGAGAUGAGGAAUUACUAGCAGCACCAGCUUGCACGAAUACGAUUAGCGCAAUGAUCUACGCUGAGGACGAUGAAGAUGUGAUCCAGCAUGGGAGGCCUUCCAAGUUUUCCCAGUCUGAGAUUUCAAAAGCACGGAUUCGAGAGCAAUUUGACAAGCCUCUACAACAUUGGGUAACACAGAUAUCGGAAAACUUCUCGUUGCAAGAAGUUUUAGAUGCUUAUUCUGCGAAGAUGAACCGAAUCAAUAGUGAACAGCAAGAGAAAGCCUCCCAAAUAUUGGGGAAUGCCAUUUCGACUAGUUCUUGUACAGUAGAAUAUGCUGCCGAGAAGGACAAGAGUGCUGUAGCCGCGGUCGACCAGUGCACUCCGUCAACAUCUUCUUCGAGCUCCACAGCCACAUCGAGUAAAAAGAAGAGGAACAAGCAAAAUAAGCAACCGGCUGAAUUAUCAACAGGAACUGAUAGCAGUGGUACUAGUGGCACAUCAACAUCAGCAUCUACAUCCGGAACAACAGGACAAUCUUCAUGUUGUGCUGCUGGCACCUGCAGUUCUGCGAGACCGACAUCACCGACUAGUCCUCAGCAGCAACUUUAUCCCUAUGUCAACCCACGCAUUCCCGACACUCUGUUUUCGGAAUUGCGCAUAAAGUUCACCCCAGGAAUUCGUUUCCGCAGAGUACAGGGCACGACAGUGCAAUUCGAGCGGGUCGGGACAGAUCAAACAAUGACUAUGGACGUGCAGCCACAAGCUGUGACGCUAUUGGAGCAGAUAUACAGCCAUACAGGGAACUCGAGCAAGAAGAUCUGCGACUUGGAUGAUAACGGGGAGGAAUUUGAGAAGUUCUGCAUUCUGCAGAUUUUCAUUCAAAAGCAGUGUCUGGUGUUGGCGUGACACGCCGGAAUUAUUUUUAAGGAUUAUUACAACAAUCUCUAUCUCAAUCUUGUCGUCAACCGACAUCACCGACGUGGGGGUCUUCCGCUAAUUUUUUCAAGACGUGAAACAAAGCUCUGAAGAUGAAAUGACGAUGUAGUCUGCAUUAUUGUUGCAACAAGGGGACGCU